This is a messenger RNA of Haemonchus placei, 444 nucleotides long. The record is from the annotation of a GenBank genome assembly. NCBI's taxonomy places the organism in Eukaryota, Metazoa, Nematoda, Chromadorea, Rhabditida, Trichostrongylidae.
AUGGCUGAUGAGGAUAUGGAGCAUUCUGAAAAUUCUUCGCAAAGUGGGGAAGAACAGCCAGCAGUCAACGCUUGCAAUGAAGAGUCUCUAACAAACAGCAUCGAACUCAUCAAGAAAACCGUAGCUAAGUUGACCUCGGAACUCGAACUUCUUCGUCAAGACGCGUAUGAAAAGGAGGCUAUCGCAAAGAAAGCCAAGGACAAUAUAAUUUUCGUCGAAAAUCAGCUACAAUCGUCGCUCACUUUUACUCCGCCAGUCGCCACCGUCCAACCCUCCUUGCAAACAAACAGAGGACAGCCAUCGGAACAACAAGGCACACCGCUUAUGAGGCGAGGACGUUGUAAGUUCCUUUGUGGAUCGAACACACAUGUGUUCGCAACGGAAUGCGACGUUUACGUCACGGUCUCGGCCCGACGUAAUCGUAUGCACGAGUUGAACAUUUAA